AUGGCGGAGGACCUUGCCCUACCGCUUGCUCGGCAGACCCCUGACUGGGCGACGGAGCCCUGCCACGAUCAGUACCGGUCAUGCGAACUGGACCCAGGCCAAGCCGGAGACCGGGAGCAGGACCAUGAAAGUCCGAUGUUUGCUGUAGACAUGGACAGUAUGCCGAUCCGAGCAUGCUACCCACUUCGUGCUGCUGUCGUUCAAGCGAAACAGCAGUGGUACUCCGAGCGGGCGGAGCAGAACUACAGCUUUCCGCCCAGUGGCAUGGUGUUGCACCUGUCUGACGCAGACUGCGGCAAGCUGCAGCGGGAGAACGGCGACAUUUACUGGGCCCACCUGAUGAGCGCCAUCAUCGACGGCACAGAGCAAGUGAGAGAUGACGGCCUUGUCGAGGGCCACGCUUACUCACUUCUCUUCGCUUUGGAGGUGCCAACGCUGCGAGGCACCAUGCGGAUGCUCAUGCUCAGAAACCCCUGGGGUGGAGACAAGGAGUGGAAAGGCCGAUGGUCGGACAAUCAUCCCCUGUGGUCGCAGCACCAGGAGGUGAAGUCGAAGCUGAGACCGAAGUUCGAGAAUGACGGCGUUUUCUGGAUGCAGUGGGAGGACUUCCAAAGCAUCUUCGACUCCGUUCACAUCUGCCAGAAGUCCAUGCUCGAAGGGGAGGCGCUUCGACGGUUCCGCGCGGGCCUGCAGGACUUCAGCCAUUUCGAUCCGGCACGGGCCAGCCGUGCGCGCGGCAUCGCGGCGAAGGCGAAGGUGAUCGCUUUGGCGAAGAUGGGGCUGCUCCGUCAGCGGAUGGCGAAGGAAGCUGGCACCCCAGUGGAAGGCACUCAGAGCACAGGGACGCAAUGCUUCUCCUUCCGCGCACAGGACAAGGUGGAGAGCAAACCAGCGGAGGGUACCGAAGGUACCCAAAGCACAGGUACCCAGUUCUUCUCCUUCUCAGCGGGGGACAAGGCCGCUGUACACCCGCGAGAGCAGCGACCGGGCAGCAAAGGCGAAGAAGGAGCCUGUGGGACUUCGAGUACUGGGACGCAGGUCUUCUCCUUCGCGGAAAAUGACAAGGCAGCCCAUGCGCGGGAGCGAGCAGCUGCAGGUGCUGGUGACGAAGGAGCUUGCGGGACCUCGAGCACGGGGACACAGUUCUUUUCCUUCGCGGAGAACGAGAAGGCACAGAUCCACGCGCGAGAGCGAGCGGCCGCAGGCAAAGUUGAUGAAGGCGCCAGCGGGACG
This is a messenger RNA of Symbiodinium sp. CCMP2592, 1233 nucleotides long. The record is from the annotation of a GenBank genome assembly. Lineage: Eukaryota; Dinophyceae; Suessiales; Symbiodiniaceae.